UGUGUGUGUGUGUGUGUGUGUGUGUGUGUGUGUGUGUGUGUGUGUGUGUGUAGCUCACAGGGUCAGUUCUGGAGGAUGCGUGGAAGCAGAGCGGAAAAUCUCACAUGGAUGAACUGGUCCGGAAAAUCGAAGAGAUCUUACUGGACGCUCAGUGCAGCCGUGAUGUGAGACAGAUGUUGUUGAAGCUGGUGGAGUUGAGAUCCAGUAACUGGGGCAGAGUUUAUGCAGCAGCAGCACACAGCGAUGCCACGCCCGACAACGACCCCGACUACUACAUGAAUGAACCCACUUUCUACACUGCGGAUGGAAUUCCAUUCACAGCCGCCGACCCAGGCUCUACAGUGAGGAGGAGGAGGAGAUGGAGCCAGAGAUAGAAGAGGCGUUUGAGAAGUUCUGUCUGGAGACUGAGA
Molecule: messenger RNA, 410 nt
Organism: Tachysurus fulvidraco (yellow catfish)
Lineage: Eukaryota; Metazoa; Chordata; Actinopteri; Siluriformes; Bagridae
Product: polyadenylate-binding protein-interacting protein 1-like
Exons: 4
Coding region: 105-374 (89 amino acids)
Biological process (GO): regulation of translational initiation
Molecular function (GO): translation activator activity
Source: RefSeq, a predicted model, not a curated record